AUGUCUCUUCGUCAAUCAAUGCGCUGCUGCCGUCCGGCAGCACAGGCGCUCAAGGCCCGUCGCGUGCCUCCAUCUGCACGCGCGUACUCGACCAGCGGCGCCGGUGGUGGUCCUUCCUCGUCGGCGUCGUCCAACCGGGCCCUCUACUCCAGCCUCGCGGUUGGCGGUUUCGUUGCUGGCUUUGUCGUCUCGAUGGGCUCGGGCUUCUUCAACCGCCCCAGUGCUGCGGCCAGGUGCGACGGUGUGCCCAACGUCGACUUUAUUGAGACCAACGGCAGGACCUGGGAGCCGGUCCACGCGCUGGAAAAGGACGACCCCAAGAACCCAAUGCGCAUCCGCAUGGCCGCGUGGGUGUCCAACUUGCAGGAGCAUAUCUGCAAGAGCCUCGAGGAGCUGGAGACAGCUGCGCCCCCAGACGGCGAGCAUGCACCUGCCACCUUUCUGCGUGACCACUGGAUCCGCCCGUCGGGCGGUGAGGGUUCCAGCUGUGUGCUGGCCGGUGGACGUGUGUUUGAGAAGGCUGGCGUAAACGUGUCGAUUGUCGAGGGCAAGCUCCCCAAGGGCGCCCAGCUCCAGAUGAAGGCCGACCACGACAGCAUCGAGGUGUCGGACGAGCCCCUGCCGUACUUUGCCACGGGUCUGUCGAUUGUCAUCCACCCGCGCUCCCCGCACGCCCCGACCGUCCACCUCAACUACCGCUACUUUGAGCUGUGCGACAAGAAGGGCAACCCCAUCGCGUGGUGGUUUGGCGGCGGCACCGACCUCACCCCCAACUACCUGUACCCCGAGGACGCCGUCCUGUUCCACGACACGCUCAAGACGGCGUGCGACCAGCACGACGAGGCCUACUACCCGGCAUACAAGGAGUGGUGCGACAAGUACUUUGCCAUUCCGCACCGCGGCGAGACGCGCGGUAUUGGCGGCAUCUUCUUUGACGACCUGACCACCUCGUCGGCCAUCCACGCCGCGCGCGCCCCGUCCCGCGACCAGAUCUUUGACUUUGUCAAGUCGGCCUCGUCGGCCUUCCUGCCGGCGUACAUCCCCAUCGUGGCCAAGCGCAUGCGCCAGCCGUACACCGAGGAGGAGCGGCGCUGGCAGCUGGUCCGUCGUGGCCGCUACGUCGAGUUCAACCUUCUCUACGACCGCGGCACCAAGUUUGGCCUCAACAUUCCUGGCGCGCGUGUCGAGAGCAUCCUCAUGUCCCUCCCCGAGGUGGCGAGGUGGGAGUACAUGACCCCCCUGGGUCGUGAGGGCUCGGGUACCCGUGAGGAGGAGCUCCAGAACGUCCUCAAGAACCCCAGGGAGUGGGCCUCGGAUAUCACUGGCGACAAGAAGAAGUAA
Apiotrichum porosum is the source of this 1341-nucleotide messenger RNA. It is a transcript of the gene HEM13, whose product is annotated as Coproporphyrinogen-III oxidase. Gene Ontology annotation, molecular function: coproporphyrinogen oxidase activity. Bases 1 to 1341 code for a protein of 446 amino acids. The record is from RefSeq and is a predicted model, not a curated record. Gene Ontology annotation, cellular component: cytoplasm; mitochondrial intermembrane space. The transcript is spliced from 3 exons. Lineage: Eukaryota; Fungi; Basidiomycota; Tremellomycetes; Trichosporonales; Trichosporonaceae.